This is a messenger RNA of Ooceraea biroi (clonal raider ant), 3049 nucleotides long. RefSeq names its product fukutin-related protein. The record is from RefSeq and is a predicted model, not a curated record. Gene Ontology annotation, biological process: protein O-linked glycosylation via mannose. Gene Ontology annotation, cellular component: Golgi apparatus. NCBI's taxonomy places the organism in Eukaryota, Metazoa, Arthropoda, Insecta, Hymenoptera, Formicidae.
UCCGAACCACCUAACCUCUUUUAUUUCGACGAUCUUGUAUCAGUAUAUGUAUAAACGCUUCUUUCUUGAUUGCAUUAAAGUUACAAGUACUGUGCGUUUAACAGAGCAAUAUCCAUUAAAAAGUCCCGUUACAACUAAUAUGUGUACGGUGUAUCGCUACAGUCCUCACGAUAAAAAAAUAGACCGUAAUUGGGGUUAGUUGACCAAGCCUAGCGUACCUAACCACAAAAAACGACUCGAACGCUCCGUGGGCGUCCGCCUACAGCGAGGAAUAAAUUACUCGCUUGAGGUCUGCCAAUCUCGCGAUCGGGCGAAAUCACGUCGGGUCGACUCGAAUGACCCGCACGUAGACUCGGUGUCGGGAAUCAUCGUCUCGAUAUAACGUAAAAUACUCCGAACCGUCAAAUGCUCGCCGGAGCCGGGAUGUAGACGCGCGUAGUUCGCCGAUGAUAUAGGAUGAGACCGCACCGUGCACCGUAACAAUGCGCCUCAGGUUUAUCAGGGCGGUCCUGGUGCUCGCGCUCUUAGGUAACAUCAUCGUCUGGCACAGGAUAUGGCGGCUAUUUGCGGCUCAGGAUACCCUGGGGUUGCUGACGCCGAGCGUUGCGACGGGCGAGCCGCCGCAGAAGCUUCACCGGCGCCUAGCCCGCCUGGUCACCAUCGUCAUCAGGCAGUUCGAGAAUUUCGAGAACGAUGUGGCGUCCAUGGUGGAGUCCAUCCUGAAUUCCUUCCCCGAGAUGCCCGUCCUGAUAGUCUGCGAUGAGCUGCCGUAUCCACCGUUGGAGCUGGACUUCACCAACGAGAGUAUGAAGAAUGUCAAAUUGAUCAGCUUACGGCCCGAGUUUAACAGGUCCUUCGAGGAGAGGAAUCCACUGUUCUACAUACGCACCAAGUUUGUUCUGUUCUUGCCUGAUGCAACGAGGUUGUCGACUAAGCAAGUUGUGCAGGAAGCUGUCUCACAGGCGUCAAAUUUGGGGAUAGUUAUUGUACCAGUGGGCAAGACCUCCUUGCAUUGUCUCGAACUAGAUUUAAGGGUGAAGGAAUGGAGUUUGAGGAUAACACGAGUUACGGGAACGGAAUGUGACAGUGUAAUAGGCAAACAUGUAACAAUGCUCGAAGCGAGGAUUCUAAGGAAACUAUCGGAUCCAUUCCUGCAACCAUUCACGGACGCAUUAUACAUUCAAACGACAGCUAUCGGCGCGAAGAUACAUAUAUUGAAGAAUCAGUUCAACGAAGGGAAACCAUUGUAUAGAAACCAACAGACUCAGUUCAGGGUGCAGCAGUUGUAUCGCACGCGUGAGCGAUCGAUGUUUGAGAAAUUGCGAAUAAAAAAAGUCACGAGAGCCACCGGCUCCGCGGAGUGGUACGGCUGUUCGCGAGAGACAGCCAGGUGCUUCGGCUCAGUGAUAAACGGCGUGCCGUCGUACCUCUACCUGCAUCGAUACACGCCGCCUUGUUGCCUGGCCGGACUGAGGAAGGUGGCUCUUCACGUUAUCGACCAGCUGGAAGAAGUUGGCAUACGAUUCUGGCUGGAGGGCCAGUCACUGCUGGGAGCGAUGAGGCACGGCGACAUUCUGCCGUGGGAUCACGAAGUACAAAUUGGAUUGAACCGAGACGACCUGGCGAGGUCGCUGUGGCUGGUCAGAGCCGGGAGCAAACCGGUCGUUGACGACGACGGCUUCAUCUGGGAAAAGGCGACCGAGGGCGAGUUCUUCAAGGUACAAUAUUCCAGGGUGAAUCGCUUGCACGUGAACCUGCUGCCAUUCUACGCACGGAACGGCACCAUGACGAAGGACGCGUGGUUUCUGAAGAACCGGGACUUCCCGGAGCACUUCCUGCACCCGAUGUCGAGCAUCGAAUUCGCCGGUAGACAAGUGCCAAGUCCGAAUAAUAUUAGGGACUUCCUAGAGCUUAAGUAUUACAAGGGUGUGAUAGAGAAUCCAGAAUUACCUGGCAAAUUUAUCUUUGACUAGUCCAUUCCCAGGCUGUUUUCGAAAACUGUUCUACGACGAUUUAUCGUUUGAUGUCUUGCACGCAGGGAACGGCACUCCAAGGACUGAAUCGUAUUCAUUGCUAGCGGAUUGACGAGUAUGACGAAACACUGUGCAUGUGUAUAUUUAACGAGACUAGGAAUUAUCUAUGCAUGAAGACGUUAACAUAAAAAUUACAAUUUGACAUUUUCAACACUUGUUAUCUUAGGCGGUGAUUGGUCGACAUUUCUAUCUGCCUUAUUGGGGCUCUAUCUCAGUAUAAGAAAUACUGACAAAUAAUUGUUGCCAAAAAAAUGUUACCUUUAUAUCUCUGGAUAAUUCUGUGUAGAAUAGUAAAAUUUGCAAACUUCUUGCAUGAAUUGACCUGUUGACGAUGUGCCAAAUAAACUUAGUACUUUGAAUUCGACUGUGGGAAUAUAAAUACAUUUUUCAAGGUGUAUACGUGUGUACACUUUUAUUGUAACUUUAUAUUAGCUUUACUACAUAUACAGUGUUCAUUUGCAGGUGUUAUAAUCUGUACAUUAGAAAUUUAAAUAUUUAACAUUAAUGAUACUUGAACAGAUCUAAUGUAACAUUUAAAAAAAUAUUUUAUUUGUGAUAGAAGCAUUUAAUAAUGUAUUUUAUUAUUAUAUCUCGAACGAUUAUAUAAAAUGUCAGAAGAUUAAUAUUUCCUGAAUAUUUAUAUAGUAGAAAUUUUUCCAUUGUUCAAGUUUCGCUCAAUCAAAAGUCGUAAUCUUAAGGGAACAAGACAAACUUCCAUAAAUAGAUAUUUUCUUUUAUUUCUCUGCAUUUUAGAAAAAACUAUAUAAUAUAUUAUAUUUCGUACAUGGAUUGGAAAUAGUUUAGGUCGAAUAAUUUUGUUUAUUGCAUAUUCAACAGUGAACUUGAGGUGAUUUAUUAUAAAGAUUUUUGCAGGCAAUAAGCCCAGGCAUACAUACUACUUCGUAGAACUGUUUGAGCUCUCUAUUAAUUAGUGCCAAUUUAUUUGUAAAAAUAUAGAUAUGUAUAUGUAUCCGCGUCUGUUAUAGCAGAUACUAAUAAAGCACUGUUUUACAAAA